AUGUAUAUUACAAAAGAUAAAAAUGAUGAGAACAAAAGAAUGGACCUUGAUAGUUACAAGAACAUCAUUCAUAAUAAAAAGAGAGGGACAGGUUUGUUAAACAAUAAAGAGCUUUUAGAUAAGGGGGAUAUAAAGAAAGGUGCUGAUAUAAAAGAAAGAGAGGGUUGUCUAAGAAAAAGUUAUGAUAUAAAAAAUGACGUUGAAGAAGAUGUUAGUGUUGAGGAUGAAGAUGAUUCAGAUUAUGAUGUGUCGUUUGAUGAAAUGUUAGAAAAAAAAAAUGACGAUGAGAAUUAUGAAAAUGAAGAGGAGGAGGAGGACGACGAUGAUGAUGAUGAUGAUGAUGUUUUGUAUGAAGAUGAAUAUGAUGAAGAGAUUAGAGAUAUAAACUUUAAUUCUUAUAAUAAUUAUUAUUAUAGAGUGUUUAAUAAUAACGAAGAUGGUAAAAACGAGAUUGAGGAAUUAAUAAAAAAUAAUAAAUUUUUAAAUAACAAACCAAGUUCUCAUCAUGAAGAUGAUUUAAAAAAGAAAGAGGUGAUGUUUGAAAAAUAUAAUAAAUUAUUAUCUUCAUAUAAAUUAAAAAAGGAAUAUAAUAAUAAGAAAGAAAAUAUAGGAUGGGAAAAGGAAGUUGUACAUAGUUAUCAUAAUAAUGAAACGAAAGAAAUAAAAUUAAAUAAUAAAAAAGAAGAAAUAAAUAAUAUGAGUAAUGUAAAUGAGGAAAGUCCUUGUUAUAGUUGUAAAAGUGAAGAUAUAAAUUAUGAUGAUAUAAAUAAUGAUAAAGAUUUUAUUAAUGAUGUAUUAGAUAGAAUAGAUGAAAUAUAUAAUAAAGAAUGUCGAUAUAAAAAUUUAAAAUGUGUAAAUAAUAAAAACAAUAAGAUAUGUAUUAAUGAUUUAAAUUUAAGUAUUAUAAGUGAAUAUUUAAAUGUAGAUAUUUCUGUAUUCCAUAAAAAAACUACAGUUCUCUUGGUAGGAAAUACAUAUAGUGGCAAAAGUUCUUUUAUAAAUUGGAUAGCUGAAAAUUAUGUACAAAACACUAAUAGCAUAAACAAAAAAAAUGAAAUAACCUAUGUAGAUAUAAAGAAUAAUUUUACAUUUAAUUUUAAAAAAUUAAAUAAUAAAUAUAAUCCAUUUGGUAUAUUGAAUGAGAUGAAAAAUAAGAAUAGGGCACCUAAUAUUUACUCUGGAAAUUAUAAUGAUGAUCAAUAUGUUUGUAAUAAUAAUAAUAAUAAAUACAAUAAUAAUAAUGUUGAUUGUAUAAAUAAUAAGAUUACUUUUUCAGGUGAACAUUGUGAUUAUUUAUUUCGACCUUUUAGAAAACUCAGGGAGAAUUUAAAAAAUGUAAAAAAAUAUAUUUACGGAAAAAUAUCUUAUCAAAAUGAUGUUACAAAAUAUAUGAACCGAAUUAAUUAUGUAUCCUUUAUAGAUAGUACUGGGAUCAAUGAAAUGAAAGAUGAAGAAUAUGAUAAUAUAUUAAUGAAUUUAACAAAAUAUGUAGAUUUAGUUUUUAUAUUUAUUGAUUCUACAAAAUUAUCUAUUAAUAAGAGAUUAUUAAGAAUUAUAAAUUAUAUUAUAGAUAACCAAAUGAAUAAAGUUACUAUAUGCUUAACAAAAAUCGAUAUGAUAAAAAAGAUUAAUUUGUAUAGACUCGUUUUUUAUUUAACUCAGUACUUUUUAGGAAACCUAAAUAUUUUUAAAUAUAACUUAUUAAACGAUAAUAAAGAAAAUAACGAGGAUAAUGAUAACACCCCUCAUUGGAAUGAUCAUCAUAAUUAUAUGAUCAAUGAUUAUAAAAAAAGGGAUCCUCAUUUUCUUUAUGGUGAUGAUUUUAAUGAUAAACCGAUAUAUAAGAAGAUUAAUAAUUUCUUAAACAGAUCCAUGCGUUCCUUUCAAAACAUUUUCUUAAUGCCGGAAGUUUUGAAGAGGAUGAUAAAUACCAAGCAUGUGAACAGGAAAGUAAAAAGGAACUUACCUUUAGGAGAUGCCAAAGGAGUGGGGGGUAUGAUUGUUGGGGAUUUGGAUGAGCAUCAUAUGUAUAACGAGCAAAGCAUAUUACCAGCGAAUGAAGAUGGUGUAAGUAAAAAUAAUCAAAAUGAAGAACAGGAAGAAAGUCUAUUUAAGAAAAUAUUAACAAAGAGUUAUAGUUCUUUUAAAGGGAAGUUAAUGCAGAAUAAUUUGAGUGAUGUUGAUGAAGAGGAUCUUGGGUAUGAUAAAAGAAUAUCUAAAAAUUUUAUUUUGGAAGAAACAGGAAGUGAUCAAGAAUAUAUACAUACAUUGGAUAAUGUGAAUAAUGAUUUAUAUGAUGAUCGAAGAAGUUUUUACACUUCCCCUCAAAGGAAUAGAUAUAGCAAUAAGAAUUUAAGAAAUGAAGAACAUUACAAGGUAGAUGUAAAAAAUAAAUAUAAUAUAAAAAAUAUGGUAAAUAAUAUGGAGAAUACAAAUUAUAAGAAGAGGGAAGAUAAUACUAAUUAUAAUUGUAAAGAUGAUGAUAAUAAAGAUAUAUUUAAUAAAAAAAAAACUAAUAAAAUGUGUAAUAAUAAAAAAAUAAAGUAUGUUGAUUGUAUAAAAAAUGUAAGUGUUUUUUUGGGAGUACUUAUUUUUGAAGUUAUUACAACAGUGUAUAGCUUAAUUCAUACAAGUAUUAAUACAUAUUUAAAAACAAAUGGGAAGAAAAUUAUUAAUGAAAGGAAAUUACAAAAUUUAGAAGAUAUGAAAAAAGAAAAAUGGAAAUAUGAAAAUAAUAAUAAUAAUAAUAAGGAUAAGAAUAAGGAUAAGAAUAAGAAUUGUUUAAAAAUAUUAGAUUUUUUAACUAUUUAUUUACCUGAAAUAUCUAACAGUCCUUUAAAGAGAGAAAAAUGGACAUAUAAUAAAGAUGAUUUAAAUUAUGAACAUAUGAAGAGAAAUCGUUUAAGUUGUAAUUUACAUUUUGAAAACGUGAAAUAUAAGAAAGAUAUAAAUAAUGUCAAUAAUUAUGAUAACAAUAAUUAUCAUAAUGAUUAUAAUAAUGAUGAUGAUAUUUUUCGUAGAAGUAAUAAAAACGAUUGUAAUUUACAAAGGAGAAGUAUACCUGUAGACUUUAUGUUAUUAGAUAAAAGAAAUGAAAAAAAUGAAAUAAAAGAAAAAUAUGUCGAAAAAAAAAAUUAUAUAAGUAAUAGGGACGGUUAUGUAUACAAGGAACAUACAUCCCAUUAUGAUAACAAAUUUUAUGAUAGUAAUAAAAAUAAUAUAAAAAAUAUAAGACAUAAUAAUAUUAAUAUGAAUCAGUAUGAAGAAAAUAUUGAAAAGGAUAAAUAUAAAUAUAAAUACAAAUAUAAUUAUAAUAAUGACAUGUCCUCUAAGAACGGAGUUAAGAAUAUGCCCAAUUUUUAUUAUCAUGAUAAUUUUAAUAACGAGAAAAGAAAUAAUGAAUACUUUAUAAAAGAAAAUAACUAUUAUUAUGAUGAUGAUAAUGAUGAUGAUGAUGAUAAUAUAUACAAAAGAGAAAUGAAUAAUUUUCAUAAUAAUAAUGUUAAAGAAUUAAAUAUGAUACACGAAUUAUUAUAUAAAAUCGAUGAAAGUAUCAACUUAAAAACUAAUCAAAGUAUAUAUAUGCUUAAAAAAGAUUUAGAAACCAUCCAGAAUAGUUGUUUAAAAAAAAUAUAUGAAAAUAAUGAGAUAAUAAAAAAAAAUAAAUCCUUAAGAAUAGAAAAAUUGAAAUUUUAUUUUUUUAAAUAUACUGCUAUAUUUAUAGGAUUUAUUAUAUCUUUAUUAAGAUAUGAUUUAUUAGUAUAUUUCAGUUUUAUUAAACCUGAAAUUUUGUUCAGUAUUUUUUCUAAAUAUUUUUUAUUCUUAUCAUCUUAUAAUAAAAAUUCUCUAUUCAUUACAAUUAACGUUAUUUUAAUUAUUGCUUAUUUCUCUUUAUAUAUUAGAUAUAAUAAACGAAAUUAUUUUAAAUCCUUAGACAAAAGUGAUUUAAACAAAAUUAAAAUUAUACUUUUGUUCACACAAAUAAUAUUUGAUGAGAUUAAUCAGAUACAUAUGAAGCUCCUUGGGAAAAAAGGAAAGAAAUAA
This is a messenger RNA of Plasmodium falciparum 3D7, 4044 nucleotides long. RefSeq lists its product as uncharacterized. The coding region runs from base 1 to 4044 and encodes 1347 amino acids. Lineage: Eukaryota; Apicomplexa; Aconoidasida; Haemosporida; Plasmodiidae. The record is from RefSeq and is a predicted model, not a curated record. The transcript is spliced from 2 exons.